This is a messenger RNA of Plasmodium gaboni, 4506 nucleotides long. RefSeq lists its product as hypothetical. NCBI's taxonomy places the organism in Eukaryota, Apicomplexa, Aconoidasida, Haemosporida, Plasmodiidae. Bases 1 to 4506 code for a protein of 1501 amino acids. The transcript has 4 exons. The record is from RefSeq and is a predicted model, not a curated record.
AUGAAAGGUUCAUUUUGGAAUUUCAUCAAGUCUAAAAAAAAUGAUGACAAUGAAUCAAAACCAACGGUUGCACACUUGGGUGAAGAAAAUAAAUUUUAUUUUAAUAAAGAAUUAAAUAGAUGGGUUAUAAAAGGUGAAGAAGACAAAAUUGAAAAUGAAGAAAAAAUAUCUGCACCACCAAAAAUGAACACAUUACAAAAUGCCAACCAGGGAUAUCGUUCGCUAGUUCAGCAAAACAAAAUGCGUAGCGCAUUUAAUAUUUAUGCCGAAACACCCGGGUUAAAAACUAUCAAAAAGAAAAAUGUGUUAGUCCAAGGUGGAAUCGUUUCUCCUUAUAUGGAAUCAUUAAAGAAUGAAAAAAGCAGUACUAGUAAUAAUAAUAAUAAUAAUACAAGUAAUAACAAAACAGAAGAGUUUGGAUCUAAUAUUUUUAUUCCAAGCAGUAAUAAAGUUUAUGAAAAUAAAGUAAGAGAUAAUAAAUAUGUAGAAGAAAAUGAUGAAAAUUAUAUAAAUAAUGAACAGAAAAAACAAAAAACAAGUACCUUAGAAAAUAAAAAUUAUAAUGAAGAAGUUAAUGAAAAAAAUAUGUUGAACUCAUCAUAUGAAAAUAUAUCACCAUUAAAUAAAAAUACAGAAAUGGAUGUGUUUUUAAAACAACCAAGUUAUACUAAAAAUGAUGACAGUAUGUUUGCAAAAGUAUAUUCUAAUGAAAAUAUUAUUGAUACAUUAAAUAAAAAUAAUAAUUUAGAUAAAACAUUUAAUGAUAAUAUUUCUAAUGAAAAUAAUAAUUUUGGAUAUUCUAAAAAUGAAGAAUCUAAAAUUAUGACACCUAUUCAAAGUAAUAUGCAUAUACCAGUAAUAAGUAGAAGAGAAACAAAAACAACUAGUUUUGAUAAUCUACAUAAAUUUUAUGAAAUUAAAAAACCUGAGACAAAAGAAAUAAAAUCUCUUAAGGUCGUAUGGAAUCCAAAUAACAAUGUAGACAAUCAAACGGAUAUAUACAACAAUAAUAAUAAUAUUAAUAAUAAUAAUAAUAAUGAUAAUAAUAAUAAUGUUGAAAAUAUGUAUGAAAAGAAGGAUAAAAUUAUUCAAGAUAAUAUUUAUAAAGUUUCUAAUUCUACAUUUUUAAGCCCUUUUGGAGAAUCAAAAAAUGAAACAUUUCCCCGCAAAAGUAUGGUUCAUAUAAAUAGUUUUGAAAAUAUGAAAAAUGUUGAAGAGGAUGAAAUUUAUGACGAUUUGAAUAAAAUAAAUGAUCCUUCUGAAUCAAAUGAUAGAUAUGACGAAAUGCAUAGUUCAUUUUUUAUACCUGAGGAAAUGGAGAAUAUAAAUAUGAGCAAAAAGAAGAAUAUUAACGUUGAUAAAAACAAUAUUAACGAUACUUAUAAUAAUAUUAAUGUUGAUAAAAACAAUAUUAACGAUACUUAUAAUAAUAUUAAUGUUGAUAAAAACAAUAUUAACGAUACUUAUAAUAAUAUUAAUGUUGAUAAAAACAAUAUUAAUGAUACUUACAAUAAUAUUAAUGUUGAUAAAAACAAUAUUAAUGAUACUUACAAUAAUAUUAAUGUUGAUAACAACAAUAUUAAUGUUGAUAACAACAAUAUUAAUGUUGAUGAGUAUAAUAAAAUUCUUGAUCAUGAUAGUCCUAACAGUGAUAAAAAUAAUGACACGGAUCUCCCUCAUGAUAAUUAUAUAAAUUAUGCUAAAGAUUAUUUUUCCAAUAAAGAAAAAGAGCUUGUUGAACAUUUUAUAUCAAUUUUAAAAAAACAAUUAAAUGAGGAUAAUAAUUUUAUUAAUAAUUUGAUGAAGACACAAACAGAAAAAGUGAAUUCAUUUGUUAAUGAAAAUAAAAGAUCAUUAAAUAUGUUAUACAAUAAAAUUAACGAAUUUGAUAAAUAUAAAAAUGAUGAUAAUAUAGAUAAUAAUGUAACAGAAAAAAAUUUAGAUAAUAAUAGAGAUAUAUGUUCAACUGAUUUAAAAGAAGAAGAUAUUUUAAAUGAAAAAGGUAAAGAAUUAAAUAAUUUAUUAUAUAUUAUAAAUAUAAAGAAUAAGAAAAUAAAAAGCGAACUUGAAUGUUUUAUUAAUUCAUUUAAUAAUUUAAAAAAGUUAAAAAUGAAAAAUGAAGAAAUUAUUAACAUAUAUAAAACGAGAGAAAAGGUAUUCAUUGAUGUUAUUAAUGAAUUAGAAGAAAAAUAUGAAAAAAAAAAUUGUCUAUUUAAAAAAAAAGAAAAAUAUUACAAAGAAUUAAUUAUACAAAAAGAUAAUAAUUUAAAUAUAGAACAAGUGAAUUAUGAAAAAAAAGUGCAAUAUUUAAAAAAACAAGAAAAUUUAUUAAAACAAGAAUUAAAACAAGUACAAAUAAAAACAAAUGAAUAUAUGAUUACGUUUAAAGAAGAACUAGAAAAAAAAUAUCAAGAAGAAACAAAAGAUAAACUUGAAGAAAUCAAAACAUUAACAGAAAAUGAUUUUCAUUCCAGAUUAGAACAAUAUAAAGAAGAAAUAGAAAAAGAUAAAAAUGAUUUUAUAAAUAAUUUAAUUAUUGAAAAAAAUAAUGAAAUAGAAAUAUUCAAAAAUAAUAUAGAAAAAAUGAAAAAUGAAGAAAUAUCUAAAAUUAAUGAAGAAAAUCAAAAGGUUUGGACACAAAAUAAAGAAAAAGAUAAUUUAUUAGAACAACAAAAAAAAGAUUUAGAAGAUAUAAAAGAACAAUGGGAAAUAGAAAAACAAAAAGAAAUUGAAGUCUUAAAAAAUGAAAUAUAUUUACAAAAUAAAGAAAAAGAAGAAUUCAUAAAACAAGAAUUACAAAAUAAUUAUAAUCAACAAAUUAAUCAAUUAAAAGAAGAAUUAAAUGAACAAUUACAAGAAAAAUAUAAAAGUGAAUAUGAAAUAAAAAUUCAAAAUGUUCUAAAUAGAGAACAAGAAGAAAAGCAACAAAAAUGGGAUCAUGAAAAAAAACAAAUUAUACAAAUGUAUGAAGAAAAAUUAUUAUUACAAAAAGAUAAUAUAGAACAAACUUUAAAUAUUCAAAAUCAACAAUGGCAAGAAAAUAUAAAAUUACAAAAAGAUAAACAAAUAGAUAUACUAAAUGAAAAAAUUGAUAAAUUAGAUAUGGAAACAAAAUUAUUAAAUGAAAAAAAAAAUGAACUAGAAAUUAAUAUAUCUUUAUUAAAUGAAGAAAAUGUUAAUAUAUUAAAUCAAAAUCAAAAUCUAGAGGAUACUUAUCAAAAAAGAUUAAGUAUAUUGAGUGAUCAAAAUUGUAAACUGGAAGAGCAAAUGAAAAAAAUAAAGGAAGACCACACUAAGGAGUCGGAAGAAAUUCAAGAAAAAUUUGCAGAUCUACUAGAAGAAGAAAUCGAUCGAAUCAGGAAAGAAUCCGAAUCAAAGGUCGAAAGUUACAUAAAACAAUAUGUAGAGAUAAACGAAGAAUAUAUCAAAAAAAAAGAAGAGUAUGAUCAAUUGCUAGAGAAAGCUAAUCAAAAUAAUAAAGAAUUAACAAAAAAAUAUGAAGAAAAUAUUCAGAAAAUUAAUGAAUAUGAAGAUAUGAUUAAAACCCUCGAAAAUAAAACCGAAGAAAUGGUGCAAACAAAAAUAGAAGAAUUAACAAUAGAAUAUGAAAAAAAAAAAAAAGAUUUUAUAGAUAAUGAAAAACAAGUUUUAUUAAAUAAUUAUGAAGAAUUGUUAGAAGAAAAUAAACGUAUGAAAGAAGAAUUAGGAAUUCAAGCAAAUAUAACUAUGAAAGAAAAUGAAGAGACAAUUUUAGAAAUAACAAAAAAUUAUGAAAUGAAAGUUAAAGAAAUUGAAAAAGAUUAUGAAGAUUUAUUGAAUCAAUAUAAUAAUAUAAAAUAUGAAAAUAAAGAAAUAUUAGAAAAAUGGAAUAUAGAAAAAGAAACAAAAGAAAAAGAAUUAAAACAUUUAAAUAAUAUUAAUACACAGUUAAGUUCAGAAAAUAAUGAAUUCUAUCUAAAUUAUAAAAAACUGGAAGAAAAAAAUUUAAAAUUACAAAAUACAUAUGACGAAUUAAUAGAAAAAAAUAUCGUUCUAGAAAAUGAAGAACUUAAACAAUUAAGAGAUAAAUUAAAACAUGUUGAAAAUAUUAAUAAAAAUUUAAUGGAUGUUACUGAAAAAGAAAGAUUACUUAAUUUGAAAAAUGUUAAUAUUAUUAAAUCUUUACAACAACAAAUUAAUGAACAAACCAAAUUAUAUAAAGAAUAUACAGACGAAUUAAAUAAUGAAAUCAAAACGUUAAAACAAUCAAAACAAAAUCAUACAGAUAAUACAAGUAAUAAUAAUAAUAAUUAUUAUAAUGAUAAUAAUAACAUUCAACUUAUAGAAGAAAAUAAAAAACUCAAGUUACAAAAUGAAGUUAUAUCAACCAAAAAUGAUACAAUUUCAACAGUUUUAGACAACUUAACUAAAAGAUUAAGUUUUAUAGAAUCCAAAAUUAAAGAAAAAGAUUUUGGACUCGAUAUUAUUAAACAAGCGGAUCAUUUACAAUUACAAGAUUUUAAAUGA